Gadus chalcogrammus (walleye pollock) is the source of this 349-nucleotide messenger RNA. The record is from the annotation of a RefSeq genome assembly. NCBI's taxonomy places the organism in Eukaryota, Metazoa, Chordata, Actinopteri, Gadiformes, Gadidae.
AUGAACUUAAUCUCAACAGUUAUCCUUAUUGCCUCGGCUUUAUCUUUAAUUCUAAUCGUAGUCUCAUUUUGACUGCCUCAACUAAGCCCUGACUACGAAAAGCUAUCUCCCUACGAAUGCGGAUUUGAUCCUCUAGGCAGUGCCCGUCUCCCCUUUUCCCUACGAUUUUUUCUAAUCGCCAUUUUAUUCCUUCUCUUUGAUCUAGAAAUUGCACUUCUACUUCCCCUUCCAUGAGGAGAUCAACUGAGUAACCCAACCUUGACAUUUAUGUGAGCAACCUCUGUACUAGCCUUACUAACACUCGGACUUAUUUACGAAUGACUUCAAGGAGGCCUUGAAUGAGCUGAAU